This is a messenger RNA of Cercocebus atys (sooty mangabey), 4861 nucleotides long. Its product is annotated as zinc finger protein 737. Gene Ontology annotation, molecular function: DNA-binding transcription repressor activity, RNA polymerase II-specific; RNA polymerase II cis-regulatory region sequence-specific DNA binding. Lineage: Eukaryota; Metazoa; Chordata; Mammalia; Primates; Cercopithecidae. Bases 1383 to 3170 code for a protein of 595 amino acids. The transcript is spliced from 3 exons. Gene Ontology annotation, biological process: negative regulation of transcription by RNA polymerase II. The record is from RefSeq and is a predicted model, not a curated record.
AUGCAGUGUUUCUUAUAAUUUUACAUUUAAGUGUUUAAUUUAUCUUGAGUUGAUUUUUGUAUAUGCUGUAAUGAAGGGACCUAGUUUCUGUCUUCUACAUAGUGCUAGGUAGUUAUUCCAGCACCAUUUAUUAAAGAGAUAAUUCUUCUCACAUUUCUCUUGUCAGCUUUGUCAAAAAUCUGUUGGUUGCAGGAGGGUGCCAUUAUUUCUGGGCUCUCUAUUCUGUUUCAUUGGUCUUCAGCUUGAGUCUCUCCAGCCUGGCUUAUCAUUGGGCCAUCAGCCCAGGGUCACUGGAAAUUCCCUCAAAAUCACGUAGGUGUCUUUGAGGCAUUUGAGGAUGUUCAGAGCAGAAUUGUGUUAGGCUGACAAGAGUGGCUAAUUCUCCUUCUGUCUCAGUGUAAGAGAAAUUAGUCAUCCUGUGUUUGUUCAUCCCCUCGUUGGUUGGUACCCAGAUGAGAGUUUCUCCAGUUUUCUGGUACUUGGAUGAUAAAGAAGGAAAAGAUCUGGAGACCCAAAUGGAUAAACUAGUUGCUCCCAUUUUAUAGGACCAUUAAAAAAAAAACUAUUAAGCAGUCGUGGUUCCUACAAUCCAGAAACUUUUAGUCUAGACAAGCAACUGGAUAAAUAAUUGAAUUAUGCAUCAUAUGCUUGGUACAAUAAAUAGAUGUGUCCAAACAUAGGAGUUAUCUGUCUUUUGAGGUUUGCGUAAAACUGAUGAUUCUUUAUGAUUAAAUCAGAUUUUAUUUACUUUUUUGAAAGACGAAUAUUUCAACAGUGAUGCUGUGUUCUUCUAUGUGCAUUAGCACAUCAUAAAAAUUUCUCCUAGUGCAGUUAAUGGUUAAUGAUUCACUUGCUUAAAUGGCUCUGACAGAUUGUUUUCACUAUAUAGCUGAUUAUUUUUCUCUUCAUUAUUAAGUAUCUUUUUGCAGCUCAUGUGAGUAAACCAUCACAUUUAAUCUGGCAGUUGUCCUUUCUUCUUAAUUUUGUCUAUAUAUUUUUCUUUGGAAAAUGCAGGCUCUUAUCUUUGUUUACAGGCCAGAAAAACUGAGAAAAACACAGGCUAUUCCACUGACUGGAUGUUUGACAAAAUAUCCUUCUUGGGCCAAAAACAUUGACAUUAUCGGUGAGCUUGUUAGAAAUUCGAAAAAUCAGACUUCAUUCCAGAUCUUCUGGGAAAAAAACCCCUGCACAAUAAGGUCUUCAACGUAUUGUAUAUAUUUAAAUUUGAAAGGUGCCUUCUAACUCAACAUAUCUUUUUCAUCUGAAUAUUCACAACUCAUUCCGUAUGGUGUAAACAUAGCACUCAAAAAUGUACAUGUUUGUGUUCCUUAAUUUUACACUUUACUAUCUAGAAAAAUAUAUGAACUGAUGUUGUGGAUCUCAUGCUGUUCUUUUUCUCAGAGAAUACAUUAGAUAAUAUUUCUGUUUUGAAAGUUAUUUUAUUGGAUAAUUUUAGUCCUAUAAGUCAGAACCAUUUGUGUUUACUCUCUCAUUUCACCUUAAGUCAAAUUAAAAAUUCCACGCAUGACCACUUGGUAAAAACGUAUGUGUGUGUGUUUCAGGGGCCAUUGCAAUUUAGAGACGUGGCCAUAGAAUUCUCUCUGGAGGAGUGGCAUUGCCUGGACACUGCACAGCGGAAUUUAUAUAGGAAUGUGAUGUUAGAGAACUACAGAAACCUGGUCUUCCUUGGUAUUGUUGUCUCUAAGCCAGACCUCAUCACCUGUCUGGAGCAAGCAGAAAAACCUUUGACUAUGAAGAAACAUGAGAUGGUAGCCAACCCCUCAGUUUUGUGUUCUCAUUUUACCCAAGAUCUUUGGCCAGAGCAGAACAUAAAAGAUUAUUUCCAUAAAGGGAUACUGAGAAGAUAUGAAAAAUGUAGACAUGACAAUUUACAGUUUAAAAAAGGCUAUGAAGGUGUGGAUGAGUGUAAGGUGCACAAAAGAGGUUAUAAUGGACUUAACCAAUAUUUGACAACUACCCAAAGGAAAAUAUUUCAGUGUGAUAAAUAUGUGAAAGUCGUUCGUAAGUUUUCAGAUUCAAACAGACAUAAGAUUAGACAUACUGGAAAAAAACUUUUCAAAUGUAUAGAAUGUGGCAAAACUUUUAACGAGUCCUCAACCCUUACUACACAUAAGAAAAUUCAUACUGGAGAGAAACCCUACAAAUGUGAAGAAUGUGGCAAAGCCUUCAACUGGUCCUCACACCUUACUACACAUAAGAUAAUUCAUAGUGGAGAGAGACGGUACAAAUGUGAAGACUGUGGCAAAGCCUUUAGCCGGUUUUCAUACCUUACUGCACAUAAGAUAAUUCAUAGUGGAGAGAAACCCUACAAAUGUGAAGAAUGUGGAAAGGCCUUUAAGCGCUCCUCUAACCUUACUACACAUAAGAUAAUUCAUAGUGGAGAGAAACCCUACAAAUGUGAAGAAUGUGGGAAGGCCUUUAAGCGCUCCUCUAUCCUUACUACACAUAAGAUAAUUCAUAGUGGAGAGAAACCCUACAAAUGUGAAGAAUGUGGGAAGGCCUUUAAGCACUCCUCUGUCCUUACUACACAUAAAAGAAUUCAUACUGGAGAGAAACCCUACAAGUGUGAAGAAUGUGGCAAAGCCUUUAAGUACUUCUCAUCCCUUACUACACAUAAGAUAAUUCAUACUGGAGAGAAACCCUACAAAUGUGAAGAAUGUGGCAAAGCCUUCAACUGGUCCUCACACCUUACUACACAUAAGAGAAUUCAUACUGGAGAAAAACCGUACAAAUGUGAAGAAUGUGGCGAAGCCUUUAAGUACUCCUCUUGCCUUACUACACAUAAGAUAAUUCAUACUGGAGAGCAACCCUUCAAAUGUGAAGAAUGUGGCAAGGCCUUUAAGUGCUUCUCUGUCCUUACUACACAUAGGAGAAUUCAUACUGGAGAGAAACCCUAUAAAUGUGAAGAAUGUGGCAAAGCCUUCAACUCGUCCUCACACCUUACUGCACAUAAGAGAAUUCAUACUGGAGAGAAACCCUACAAAUGUGAACGAUGUGGUAAGGCUUUUAAGCGCUCCUUUAUCCUUACUAGACAUAAGAGAAUUCAUACUGGAGAGAAACCCUACAAAUGUGAAGAAUGUGGCAAAGGCUUUAAGUGCUCCUCUACCCUUACUACACAUAAGGUAAUUCAUACUGGAGAGAAACUAUAAAUGUGAAGAAUGUGGCAAAGCUUUUAACCCACUAUCCUUUUUACACAUAAGAAAAUUCAUAUUGGAGGGAAACUGUAAAGCGUGAUAAAUGUGGCAAAGCCUUUAUUUCAUCCUCACACCUUAGUAGACAUGAGAUAAUUCAUGCGGAAGAGAAACCCAAUAAAUAAGAAAAUGCGACAAAGCCUUUAAGGACACCUCUGCCCUUCCUAGACAUGAUAAUUCAUACUGGAGAGAAACCCUGUGAGUUUGAUGAAUGUGGGAAAGCCUUUAGCCAGCUAUCAACUUUUACUAAAUAUGAGAAUUUAUAUUAAACCCUACAAAUACAAAGAAUGUGACAAAGCUUUUAGGAAGUUCUGAACCCUUCUUACACAUAAUUCAUACUGGACAAAAAUCCUACAAGUUUGAGGAAUGUGGCAAAGCCUAUAACAAGUUUUCAAUUUUUUUUUUUUUUUGAGAUGAAGUUUCAUGCUCAUCACCCAUGCUGGAGUACAAUGCCAUGAUCUCGGCUCACUGCAACCUCUGCCUCCUGGAUUUAAGCCAUUCUCCUGCCUCAGCUUCCUGAGUAACUGGGAUUACAGGUGUCCUCCAACAUGCCCAGCUCACUUUUGUAUUUUUAGUAGAGAUGUGAUUUCGCCAUGUUUGCCAGGCUGGUCUCGAACUCCUGUCCUCAGGAGAUGCACCUGCCUUGGCCUCCUGAAGUACUGGGAUUACCGGCGUGAGUCACGAUGCCCAGCCACAAGUUCUCAAUUCUUAAGAGACAUGGUGAUAAUUCAUACUGAAGAGGAAAUCUACACAGCUAAAAAAUAUGACAGUGCUUUUACCAACACCUCCAACUUCUCUAUACGUAACAAUGAUUAUACUAGUGUGAAACUCUAGAAAUAUAUAAAAUGUGUCAAAGCCUUUAUAUAGUUGCCACACUUGAUUGUAGGUAAGAUAAUUCAUACUGGCAAAACUACAAGUGUGAAGAAUGUGGCAAAACUUUUAAUCAGUUCUUAAACCUUAUUUCACAGAAAAGCUAGUAUCCUUGAGAAAAACUGUACAAAUAGAAGGAAUAUGGAAAACCCAUUAAUUCCUACUCACAUCUAACUCAACAUAAAAAGAUUCCUUUUAAUAAAAGCAUUAAAAUUGCAGUUACUGUCAAAAAAACUUUCAGAAAGUAUAAGUCUUUAAAAUUAGUAUUUUUUGUGAAGACAAGCAUUACAAAUAUAAAGAGGGUUAUAUAGUACAUUUACUUUUAUCACAGAUUUUAUUGCACACAUUUUGUACUGAAGGAAACCCUAAAGCAGUUUCUCAAGCUUUGUUCAACAUCAGGGAAUUUAUAUUGGAGAUGAGUCCUACAAAUAUAUUAAGUUUAGAAAUACUUUUUUUUUUUUUUUUUUUAGAAACUACAGCUUAGAAAACAGCAGAGAGUUUAUACUAAAAUAUAAUUUUGCAGAUGCAGUAAAUAUGAAAAAAUAUUUAAUUCAAAAUAGAUUGUAUAUAAAUAUCAGAGAAGUUACAGUAGAAUAACUAAGGCCCUGAUAUUUCAGACAUUAUACUAAAUCAGAGCAUUGGGUAUAAAAACUAAUCCACAGCAACAGUUUUUAGGUAAAUGAUUUCUAUGUAACUUUAAAAGGAGUAGAUUUUUGGAAGCAUUGUAAUUCCGUUGAAAGUGUAUUUGUUUCCUUGAAUAAAAUUUUUUGAAAGCUGAA